Messenger RNA from Cherax quadricarinatus, 1625 nucleotides. The record is from RefSeq and is a predicted model, not a curated record. NCBI's taxonomy places the organism in Eukaryota, Metazoa, Arthropoda, Malacostraca, Decapoda, Parastacidae.
GAAAGGUAUUGGCACAAACCAACCUAUUUAAGUCUACGUUCAUCUCUACAAGCUAUGAAGCGCCACUCCCUACAGCACAGUGUAGCAGCUAUAGCCAUGCCUCGCAUUGGAUGUGGACUCGAUGCUCUGGUAUGGGAUCGCGUGAGGGAGAUCCUGACUGAUGUCUUUAAAGAUACCGAUAUUAAAAUUUCUGUUUACACUAUCUGAGGGUUUAUAUAUAACUUCAUAGGUACUUGAAGCAACUGUUUAAGCUUGCACAUGCAUCUCAAGGCUGUGGACUAUGAGUACUGUCAUGGGUGGGCAUAUUUUGAGGCAGUUUGAUGUGUGCAUGUGAGCUUCACAGUUUUACAACCCCAAGAUAGACCAUGAAAAAAAAAAAAGAGUAUUUUAUUAUAAGCUUUAGAAUAUAGAUGUUCGAGUUUCAGUAGCUCAUUUGUCUUGGUCUGAGGAAAACGUAUCCCUCUAAUGGUUACACAUUAUUGCAAUUUACAUGGGGUAGGUUAUUGUCAGAAUGUUACAAAUGAUAUUAUCCAGAGCUGAAGAAAUAUUGCUUCAUAUAAGGAAAGCUGUACUAAUAACCAUGAAGGAAGGAAGGAUUACAUUCAAACUAAAGGCAGUUGCACAGCAGUGCGUGGAUGCGUUAUCCUUGCUGUUGUGUGUUUAGUGUUUGCUAAUGAUCUGGAAUUGGGUAGAGAAAUUCAGAUAAACUUUUUUUUCAGAAAAGCACAAUGUUUGUAGAUAAACAAAUGUAGGUAACAUUAAGUGUUGAGCUUACAGUGUGGCAACCAUAUCAGAUGUUUUCUGCAAUGGUUCUUCAAAUUAAAAAAAAAAUUGUAAUUUGUUUUCCAGAGACUUUUCCAGAAUGUUGAUAGUUUGGAACAGAUAUUAUUUUUGGUGGGAAGUUUUCAUUAUAUUACAUAUGUAAAUUUGAGUAGAUCUGCUAAGGUGUGUUUUUACCUGAGCCUAGAAGUAAGGACCCUCCUGGUGCUCCAUUACCUAAUACUUCGCACAUUACGCUUACCAGUGAACACAGAUUACCAAGGCUGAGUAAUUAUAAACUAAGUGCUGUUGGAGACAUUUUGCAAGUGCUGGACACUUUAUAAAGGGAAUGAUUCAUUUGUAGGAAAACAAAAUCAGCUGGCUAAAUAUCUGUGUGUGAAUCUUGUGGAGUUAUACUAUAGAUUGUAAACGUAUAACUUAAGUACUAUAAUGUUUAUCAUCAUGCAUUAGACAACAUAGCAAUACUGGAAGCCUGAUUUAAAAGUUCUGGCUUAUAUUAAUUAAUUAAUGAAUAAUAAAUUGUAAGCUUUAAAAAAGAUACAGGUGUAAUUCCUUUUCUGUUUUUAGGUUUUAAAAGUUAUACCAUGCAAUACAGUACUAAUUUUUUAUAUAUAGUAUUCUGCCGUUUGAAUUUGUCAGAUCCUGUAUAGUGACUAUAAUUAUGUUAACCAUCAAUGUGAUUUGGCAGCUAAUUUUCUCUUACUACUGUAUAUGAUUUAUUUACUAAAUAAUACUUACCUAAAACAUACAAGACCUUCAGGCUUUGUGAACAAUAAUAAUUAUUUUGCAGCUCUUAAUACAGUAGCAAGGUAUUAGAAAGUUUAAAAUAUAAAAGUAUACAGUUC